AUGCGCCGCCGCUGGGCGCAAUAUGGAAAGCUUGGUCGACGUACCAUGUACUUCGCGCUCGCCGCCGCCGGCCUGGCCUCGGCAUCCUGCAAGUCGUCCAACUGCAAAGCCACGAACGGCGUCGCGUUUGGGUGUCCUCCCGUCGACAAGGCCUACGUCCGCGAUGCGUUCUUCCUCGGCGGGCGCACGGUGGCGCUGUCGGACGGCAACUACACGGUCGACCAGCUGUUCGUCGAGAAGCUGACGCCGGUCAAGGGCGUCACGCGGCCCAAGCCGCUCGUCUUCCUCCACGGCGGCGGCAUCUCGGGGGCGACGUGGCUCAACACGCCGGACGGGCGGCAGGGGUGGGCGUCGUACUUUGUGGACCAGGGGUUCCAGGUGUAUCUCGUCGACAUUGUGGCCGUCGGGCGGUCGGCCAACGCCGACACGACGACGUUCUCCAUGACGCCGGGCACGAGCAUUGAGAUUCUCGAGCAGGGCUUCACGGCGGUCGAGCGGUUCAACACGUACCCGCAGUCGCAGCUGCACACGCAGUGGCCGGGCGCCGGGGUCGACGGCGACGCCGUGUUCGACCAGUUCAAGCAGGGCUUCCUGCCGCUGCCGUCAAACGCGACGGCGCAGGAGCUGGCGUUCCGGGCCCACAGCAUGGGCAGCGCGGCGGCGCUGCUGCUGACCAACGACUGCCCGGAGCGCGUCGCGGCGUCGAUCAACCUCGAGCCCUUCACGGUGCCCUUCUUCUUCUACGGCUGGGGCCUCGGCGGGUUUCCGGCGCGGCCCUACGGCCUCACCAACAGUCGGCUCGACUACGUGCCGCCCGUCGCGAGCGCCGCCGAGCUCAGGAUCGAGAGCGUCGGCACCGAGACGCUGGCGAAGCGCAACUGCUACCGCCAGGUCGAGCCGGCGCGGCAGCUGCCCAAGGUUGCGAGCGUGCCGUACGUGGCGCUGACGGGCGAGGCGAGCGUGCACAUUACGUACGACCACUGCAUCAUCGACUACCUCAAGCAGGUCGGCGGCCAGCCCGAGUGGAUCAAGCUCGAGGACCUCGGCAUCAAGGGCAACGGCCACUUUCUGCACCAGGAGCGCAACAGCGAGGAGAUUGCCGACGUGGUGCUGGAGUGGAUCAACAAGGCCGACGGCAAGGCGAAGGCGAAGGCGAAGGCGAAGGCGACACGGUCAGGCCUGGAGCAGCGAGGCCUGUGA
Messenger RNA from Verticillium dahliae VdLs.17, 1200 nucleotides. RefSeq lists its product as uncharacterized. The record is from RefSeq and is a predicted model, not a curated record. Bases 1 to 1200 code for a protein of 399 amino acids. Lineage: Eukaryota; Fungi; Ascomycota; Sordariomycetes; Glomerellales; Plectosphaerellaceae. The transcript is spliced from 3 exons.